UAGUUUUUGUUUUGCUCAACGCGCGAAGCUUUCUGCCAUAGAACACCUUUUCCGCCAUGAGCCCCUGGGUUAGCCGUGCGCGAGCUUAAUCGCGCCGUCUUAAGUCGUCUGCUACCUUUUGCCCGAAUGUACGGGGACAUUAACCUUGUACCAGCGUUGUAACUCGCGACAAUGGCCCUUCCGCCCAACUACCGGCAAGCGCAGAUCGCCGCUGCGACCCCGCCUGCACCCCAAAGGACUCGGGCGCAAGGCACAACUUCGAAUUCAAGCUCGCCGAUGCCUUCUGCCAACAGCAGCCCUUUCGUGCCAUCUCCACAUGGGCACCCAUCAUUCAAUCCACUCAAGUUGGGAUCUCGUGGCGUUGCAGGCGCCGAAAGUCGUGUGCCCAAACCACCAAAGCCACCUGAUAAACCCCUGAUGCCUUACAUGAGGUACAGUAGAAAGGUGUGGGAUCAGGUGAAGGCUACGAACCCUGACCUGAAGUUGUGGGAAAUCGGCAAAAUAAUCGGUCAGAUGUGGAGAGAACUGCCAGAUGAGGCAAAGCAAGAGUACGUCGAUGAUUACGAAACCGAGAAGAUGGAGUACAAUGAGGCACUCAAGUCCUAUCACAGCUCCCCUGCAUACCAGGCAUGGGUGGCUGCCAAGGUUAGGGCCCAGCAAGCUGCUGAAGAGCGAGAAGCCCUUGAAAGGAGUCCAUCGGUUGUAAGUUCGUCCCUUAUGAGUUCUCAAAAAAGUGAUGGCAAGGUUAGCAUACAGCCGGCAGAAGAUGAGGAUGGGAUAAGCUCUGGCUCAAUGAGCAAUAGCAUUUACCUUUUGGAAGUCAAGGGUUUGAGUGAUAUCGAUGAGUUCUCCGUGAAGCACAUAGCAGCAUCUCGAUACAUGCGGAAUCACAGGUUGAUCAACGAAAUCUUCAGUGAUGCUCUAGUGCCUGACGUAAGAUCGGUUGUCACAACAGCGCGGAUGAGUGUUCUUAAGCGUCAAGUGCAGUCCCUCACUAUGCACCAGGAAAAAUUGGAAGCUGAACUGCAGCAGAUUGAGGAGAAAUUCGAAGCCAAAAAGCGAAAAAUCCUUGAUGCCAGCGAGCUAUUUCAGGCAGACUUAAAAAAGCGUUGUGGAAAAGCUGUCGACACGGAGACUUACCAGAAGAUGGUGGAGCGUGCUCUGGAGCAGCUGAAGAAGGACAAUUCAGCCAAGGAAGAGCAGCGUAGAAAUGGCGACAGCAAACCUAAGGAAGGAAAAGAGGGAACCAAUAGUGGCGCCACAGGCUCGCCUGAAGAAAAUGGAGGUGUCUCCAAAGAGGGUAACAGUCUGCCCGAACCCAUGGACACACCGUCGUCGUCUCCCCCCUGUGCCCCCACGGGAGGGCAGCACCAAACAGAAUCUUCGGCUGUGCCCAAGGAAGAAGAGGACAAUGAUGAUGAAGAAAGAGGCAGUAGUCCUCCUCCUGCCACCAGCCAAGAAUCACCCACAGAGGACACUGAGCAACAAGCGAGUAGUGGGGCAACCACAGCACCCACCCAGCAGCAGCAACAGCAGCCUCCUUCAACCCCUAUGGAAUGCGAGGACCCUGCAGGAAGCCAAGACUCUCAGGAAAGAAGUCAUGGGACUUUUUCGGACCAAGAAAGCAAGGACGCAUCAAGUCAUGCUCCUGAAGUUAGCACCAGGCCAAGCGAAAUUCCCAGGAUAGCCAUGGAAUCACUCAAUCAGGCGACACAAGAGAUGAGCGGACCUCAGUAGACGUUAUGUUUAUUAUGCCACCAACAACUUUUUUUAUUCUGGUGUUUGUAAGCUAUUUUCGCCACGCUGCACUUUGGUGCUAGAUGUUUUAUAUAUUUUUGAAAGCCUUUUUGUACGACACAUGAGCAGCUUCUAGAUUCAUUUGCACGAGGCAUCACGAUUAAUGUGCAGUAUGACAUGAUGCAGCGACUGUGAAGGAAUUUUUAUAUACCGUGAUAACAGCAAAAGCAUGCUUUUUAUCACUUUUUAAUUUUUGCCCUCCCCGCCUUAUGUGGUGAGCUGUUCCUAAAGUAAGUAGCGAGAUUGUGCAUUUUUUCCAAGACUGUGCCAGGAAUGUGUACCAGAUAAACGAGCAUAGCAUGUUGUAAAUAUCAUUUUAUAUAUUUUUGAAAGCCUUUUUGUACGACACAUGAGCAGCUUCUAGAUUCAUUUGCACGAGGCAUCACGAUUAAUGUACAGUAUGACAUGAUGCAGCGACUAUGAAGGAAUUUUUAUAUACCGUGAUAACAGCAAAAGCAUGCUUUUUAUCACUUUUUAAUUUUUGCCCUCCCCGCCUUAUGUGGUGAGCUGUUUCUAAAGUAAGUAGCGAGAUUGUGCAUUUUUUCAAAACUGUGCCAGGAAUGUGUACCAGAUAAACGAGCAUAGCAUGUUGUAAAUAUCAUUUUAGUUACUCGUGACAGUUGCAUGUUCAAUUAAAAACUACCUGUGGUAACCCA
Rhipicephalus microplus (southern cattle tick) is the source of this 2453-nucleotide messenger RNA. RefSeq names its product SWI/SNF-related matrix-associated actin-dependent regulator of chromatin subfamily E member 1. Gene Ontology annotation, biological process: negative regulation of DNA-templated transcription. NCBI's taxonomy places the organism in Eukaryota, Metazoa, Arthropoda, Arachnida, Ixodida, Ixodidae. Gene Ontology annotation, molecular function: nuclear receptor binding; nucleosomal DNA binding. Gene Ontology annotation, cellular component: SWI/SNF complex. The record is from RefSeq and is a predicted model, not a curated record.